Molecule: messenger RNA, 2533 nt
Organism: Branchiostoma floridae (Florida lancelet)
Lineage: Eukaryota; Metazoa; Chordata; Leptocardii; Amphioxiformes; Branchiostomatidae
Exons: 4
Coding region: 84-1976 (630 amino acids)
Molecular function (GO): sequence-specific DNA binding
Source: RefSeq, a predicted model, not a curated record
CAAGUUGACCUUAUGACGUCACAGGUCACCCACCUGCCCGCCAUAUUGGAAGUUGACAAAAACAAAGCAGAGAAACGUCAAAUAUGGUGCGUUGUGUCGUUUGCAGCGAAGGAAGCCAGUCUGCAGAAAAGCUAACCUUCCAUAACUUUCCUAGAGACCCCAAGAGACGUCAAAUAUGGCUGGCACGCACAAGGGACCACAUGGCGAAUGGCGAAUUAGUCGAAUGGGUGUUCAAGCGCCCUUUAAAAGAGUGGGACGAAAUCAUAGACACUUGGAAGGUCUGUUCCCGGCAUUUUGAGCAGAGAUGUUUUCAAGAGUCCACGUUGAAGAGAAUGCUGACCCUGACAGCGGUCCCCACCCUGUUUUCGGAAGAAGAGAUGUCAAAGCAUAAGCAGCGGGCACCACCAACAACAACACAUGCCGAGCCGAAACUCCGGCCGUUGAAACCCAAGGAACCAGGGCAAGAGCACAUUUGGGAAGCUGAAAGGAAGACUGCAGUAAACACUGAAGAUGUGCCUGGGAUCUACAUUACUAACGUCACCCGCAGGAUACUGAAUGAGGUUCCAAAAGUGAAGGAGAUUGGGAAAAGGAAGCGAUCUGAAGACACCGCAGACGUGCCAGCAAAGAGUCUUACCCCUGUAUACCUGCCGAGUCAGCAGACCCGAUGGCAGGGCGCCUGUAACACACUGGAGCUCACCGACGACCAGAUGGCCAAGUUCCUACUGGACAGAUAUUACAAGGGAGACAAGUCGGUUUCAGCCUUCACUGGCAGUCAGAUUACCCACAAGACACUGCUGCUAGACCGUGGGUUGCUGACUCUGUGGAACGACACCAUGGACGCCAAGGGCUUCAGCAGCGAUAAAGACUUCCUCUGGUUCCUACUUCUUGGGCCACAGAAGUCAGUCACAAACUGUGAAAGGUGUACUGUCAAAGAUCGUGUGGCCUCUGAUGAAUGUGUACCAGUAAAGGUAGAUUACAUAGGGCCUGGUUGUGCAGUAUCGUCAGAUACCAGCCAAGACUUGAAUGAUGCUGCGAAUCUUCCGCUGAUUUUACAGCCACCAGCACAGAAGCCUGGUCUCACACAGAAGAAGAGCGUCACCGAAACUGUGAUGACCAAACCAAAACCUGUGACUUUGAUAAAAUCCAACAUGGAAGUAAAGAGCAAUGAAGUACAAAAGCCCAGACAAAAGAGGAAAAGAAAGAAAGUGCAAGAAGUAACAAAAGAUGAUCCAGUAUUUCUUGAGAGUUCAUACAAGGACAGCAGUAAUGUUGUGUGCAAUUAUACAGCUCCAACUCAACAGAGUGUUCUUAAAGUUGGAGGAACAGAGAAAACGUUGACAUCUACUCAAACGCUUGACCUGGUGAGAGAUCCUAGCGACACCCACCCACCCAAGAGUACAAAGACCAGAAAGCAAGUACAACAUGUAUCAAUACCAAUGGACAAACCUGCCAAGAACUUGGAUAGUUGUGAAAGCACUACAACAAGUUGUGAUGAGGACUUGAAAGAGGAGCAUGAACUAGAGAUAGACCUAGAUAACUGUCACCGUACUGUUACAUCUCAGUUAAGUUCUGAUACCGUCAACAAUCCAGAAGACAGAUUUGAGAAGAAGAUAGUCAGUGGUGACAACCAUGUUCCGUCUUCUCAGCUAAGAUGGGCUGCAGUAAAAAUUAAGGUUGAGAAGGAAGAUGGAGUUGAGAGAGACCAAAACACAUCAUCAUUCCCUCACCCUGGCAUUCACGUUAAGGAAGGAUAUAGAGUAGAUCAUGACAGUUGUGACAUGAAUACAUUUCAGUCGAGUUGUGAUACCGUGAACAUCAAAGUUGAAAAGGAGGAUGAACUAGAGGAGAGCUUUGGAAGUAACGGUGGCAUGAAUGCGUCCACUGACUCAAGUUUUGAUACAGGUGACAUCCAGGAAGAGGAACUUGAGAUGCAUCUGAAUAUGGCAAUCAUGGCGACAGCAAAGCACCUGGGCUGAAGUUGUGAUGAAAUUCAUAAAAAAAAGAAACAACAGAAGAACUUUAGUUAUUGUAGAAGUGCCAAUACCACAGUAUCUUGUCAUGAUCAUGGCCAUUACACUGGUAUGAGUGAGGAAGCUGAAGCACUGUAUUUUGGUAAUAGACUUGUCCCAUAGCCCCAACAUGUCCAUCAGAACAUAGAAAGUCAGAAAGUACAUGAAAAUACAAAAGUUUGAUGGACAUGCAGCCGGUCUCUCAUUGGUUGAACUAGUAACUGCCAUGCUAUCAUUGGUUGAACUGAUAAUUGUUAUGGACAGUCAGGAUCGGUCUGUUGUGAUCCAACCAAUACUUUGACUCAACAAGCCUGCGCCUCCUCUUUCAACCUCCUUGCCUGCGCUUAAGAACAUUCCAACUACUGCUAACUUAUUAUGUACAAUGUAUACAAGUCUAUGGUAAUAUAUUAUGUGUGCCAAUUGUUAUAAUUAUGUUGUGUGUGUUUAUUCUGUUUGUUGGAUGGUUGGUUUAUGGUUCUGAUUUUAACAACUCCUGAUUUCGACAAGUAAAGUUGAAGCAAUGA